Molecule: messenger RNA, 704 nt
Organism: Notolabrus celidotus (New Zealand spotty)
Lineage: Eukaryota; Metazoa; Chordata; Actinopteri; Labriformes; Labridae
Gene: pdrg1
Product: p53 and DNA-damage regulated 1
Exons: 5
Coding region: 49-447 (132 amino acids)
Source: RefSeq, a predicted model, not a curated record
GUUGUUUCUAAUCGGUCGUAUUUUUGUGUAGCACCACAGUCAGCCACCAUGGAGGCUGUAUCGCUGCGUGUUUUAGAGUAUCUGACAGAGGUAGAGGAGGCAGCAGAGGAUGUUCUCACCACCAAACAGCAGAUCGUGGACCUGGACUCAAAGAGGAACAGGAACAGAGAGGCUUUGAACGCCCUGAAAAAUGAGAUGUCAGAGACAGAGAAAGUGAAAGUCUGCUUUGGAAACAUUUUCAUCAAAUUUCCCAAUCUGAAGACGAGAGAGAUGAUUCAAAGAGACCAAGAGCAGCUGGACAAGGAGAUCAACGACCUUCGCAAAGGACUGAAAGCUAAAGUCAAUCAUCUCAAUGAGAUCCAAGGUAAACCUGAGCUGCGAGGCUACAAUCUGUCUCCUCUGUCUGCUGAUGAACUCAAAGCUGUGAACAGCCUCAUAAAGAGAUGACGUCACCUCUCCAUUCCGCUGAGGACAUACGGACGAGGACGCCAUGUUGACAAGAAGCCAAAGAACUCAGCUGCAGCUCUCAUUUGUGCCGGUGGUUCUGUCAUACGGGCACUUUAGGAUGAUCUUCUGACACUGUGCACCAUGUGGAUAAUCUAUAAGUUAUGAUUUACUUCUUCAUAACACAAUAACAAAAGAACUCCCCUUUGAAUUCUUGUAUCUACAAAAUGCUAAUUAAAAUGUGUUUUUUGUAAUUCUCA